Messenger RNA from Laetiporus sulphureus 93-53, 1582 nucleotides. Its product is annotated as ClpX ATPase regulatory subunit. Gene Ontology annotation, biological process: proteolysis; protein catabolic process. The record is from RefSeq and is a predicted model, not a curated record. Bases 98 to 1582 code for a protein of 494 amino acids. The transcript is spliced from 17 exons. Gene Ontology annotation, cellular component: mitochondrial matrix. Lineage: Eukaryota; Fungi; Basidiomycota; Agaricomycetes; Polyporales; Laetiporaceae. Gene Ontology annotation, molecular function: ATP hydrolysis activity; ATP binding.
CCAACCACGCCCAGUGAUAUUGUCUUUGCUAUCUGCAGUUUCUACAGCCUAAAUUAUACUGCAAUUCCUGUCUGACUGUGCCCCGCGGAAAUCGACAAUGGCUUGGUGCUCUCGCCAAAGUCGCCACUUGCGUGCAUUAACUCGGCGGGGUCUCCGCACUCAAGCGCGCUAUGACUAUCCCCCGGAGGAUGAGCUGAGCAGCGGACCAUUCUUCUCGAGGCCUCCUGGACUAGCGACCCCACGACAGCUCGUGCAGUACUUGAGUGAAUUCGUGAUUGGCCAGGAGAAUGCUAAGAAAGUUCUCUCCGUGGCCGUGUUCAACCAUUACAACCGAGUGCAUGCGAACCUCUCGUCGCUGGAGAAGUCCAAUGAUCAGGCAGAGUGGCUAGACCCGAAGGACGAAUCACAGCCAGUUGUCAGUGCACGAGUACAUCCACAUCCCGACCGCCUGCGCCUGCACCCGCUGCCAUUACAGCCACAACGAUCUAUGCCAUUGUUCGAGAAGAGCAAUGUUCUGGUCAUCGGUCCAACAGGCUCAGGCAAGACGUUGCUGGCAAGAACACUUGCCAACGUUCUUAACGUGCCGUUCUCAGUGAGCGACGCGACAUCGUUCACUCAGGCAGGCUAUGUAGGAGAUGACGUUGAUGUAUGCAUACAACGACUUUUGCAAGAGGCCAACUGGGAUCCAUAUCGUGCAAGCAUGGGUAUCGUUUACAUCGACGAAAUUGAUAAGAUCGCCAGAAAGGCAGGCGGCGGCGGCGUUGACGGCACUCGAGAUGUUGGUGGCGAAGGAGUGCAGCAGGCAUUGCUUCGUAUGAUGGAGGGAACGACUGUCACAGUUCAAUCUAAGGGAUCGCAUGCGGUCUCAUCUUCAAUAGGCGGAGAUAGUCGGACAAGGACUGGUCAGCGUUCCGUGAAUCUUAAUGGCCCAAGACCAGAUUCGUAUUCCAUUGACACGUCAAACGUACUAUUUGUACUCAGUGGCGCCUUCGUCGGCCUGGAGAACAUUAUCAAACGACGUGUGGUAAAAGGAUCGAUCGGUUUUACGGCCAAUCUAUCACCAUCCAUGGAAGAAAGCAGUGACAUGCCGUUCUUCACGCCGAACAAGCGAUCAAGCACAAGUCUGCUGGACCAUGUGGAACCUCAGGAUUUAGUCAAAUACGGGUUCAUCCCAGAGUUCAUUUCUCGGAUGCCUUCAAUAACGACACUGUCGCCCUUGUCCACGGCUGACCUACGACGCAUCCUCACAGAAGUUAGGGGCUCGCUAAUCUCACAGUAUACCGCUCUAUUUGGGUACUCUGGCAUCGAGAUUAGAUUCACUAGUGCAGCACUCGAUGAGAUAUGUCGUAGAGCUUCUCAAAGAGGCGGAGGUGCGAGAGGUCUGCGAGGUAUCAUGGAAUCUCUCCUUCUGGAGCCUAUGUAUGAAGCACCAGGGUCGGCAAUCCGUCACAUUCUAAUAUCUGAGGCUGUCGCGCAAGGCGAACAGCCUCCGCAAUACUGGAGCAAGGGCGAUGCUUCUGCUUUUUGGGCUGCAUGGGCGAAGGAGGAAGAGAGGUAUCCGGACAAUGCUAGCCAGAUUUGA